This is a messenger RNA of Solea solea (common sole), 2081 nucleotides long. RefSeq names its product activating transcription factor 4b (gene atf4b). Lineage: Eukaryota; Metazoa; Chordata; Actinopteri; Pleuronectiformes; Soleidae. Gene Ontology annotation, molecular function: DNA-binding transcription activator activity, RNA polymerase II-specific; RNA polymerase II transcription regulatory region sequence-specific DNA binding. The transcript has 3 exons. Bases 284 to 1684 code for a protein of 466 amino acids. Gene Ontology annotation, biological process: regulation of transcription by RNA polymerase II. The record is from RefSeq and is a predicted model, not a curated record. Gene Ontology annotation, cellular component: nucleus; ATF1-ATF4 transcription factor complex; ATF4-CREB1 transcription factor complex.
UCCAUAUUACACCACAGCUUCACGGCGAUCGCCAUUUUCCUACAAACACACAAGCUACUUUGUCAGACAUCGCUCUAUUUUGCCGAAAUGGCCGCGUAAACGUGCAGCGACCCAGCAGCAACCACCAAAACAGUGCAUCCAGCCAGUGCACUGAGUCACUUCUAAUCAAGAAAAAUGUCGUCCUUUUUGGAAACCCUCAGCUCUGCUGCUUUCGACAGCAUAAAAGAAUUCGAAGCUCUCCUAGCAUCUUCGCACACCCCAUUUGUGACCAACAACAGCCACUAUGACCAUGAUGAUGACAAGCUCACAGUUUGGCCUGGAAGACAUGGAGGCCCUUCUCUGGGAGCCUUCCAGUCCCAUGGCUGACACCAUGGGCUCACUUUUCUUUAACCCUGACCAAGAAGUACGUCCCGAAGUUGGAGGAACCUUGUUGGAGGGGGACACUUCACCUGUGUCGCCCCUCGCCUCCUCAUCACUGUCUUCUUCCUCAUCUCCCCCUCCCUUCUACUCUCCCCCUUCCUCGCCACUGGCCGUCUUUCACCCUGGGGACAAGGACGGGAAUGAGUCUGACCUGCUCUCCCUUCCUUGGUUGGGCCACCCUGAACAGCUGAGAUGUAACCAGAUGGUCUCAGAUCACAGGAAAGAGGAUGGGUUUGGUGACUUUGACUGGAUGACUGAGAAGAUGGAUUUGAGUGAGAUUGACAUAGAAUCUCUGAUUGGCUCCUGCAGUCCAACUGAGGAGACCCCCAACUCAGCAGAUGACCUCCUGGCUUCUUUAGAUUGCCCAAUGGAGCUUGACUCCCUCCCUUUGCCCACACUCUCUCCUCCUGAGUCCUCAAGUCCUCACACUGCUUCUCUCCCCAGUGCCCCUCCCAGCCUCCUCCCCACUGUCAGCGAUGAUGCUUCAGUCAUCACAGUGGAUGACAGUGAGUCCUUCAUCGUUGUGCAAGAGGCUCCCUCCUCAUCCAUAUGUGUCCCCGAGCCACAAGAGGAGCUGGAAAUCAAAUCUGAACCUGCUUCCCCUGAGUCGUCACCCAUCACUGUGGUUGAGCCUCCUUCCUCCCCAGUCUACACCCUGGACCUGGGCAGUGAGGUUGAUGUCUCAGAAAGUGAGGUGAAGCCGGUAUUAGCCACUGUCAUCCCGCAGGUCCAAAGGCUUGUGUUUUCCAUUUCACCAACCCGUAUCGUCUUCGUUCUGGCCCCCAAAAACGAAGUAGGAGUCACAACCACCACUGUAACCACCACAUCAGAAGUCGCUUGCUCCUCCACUGCCUCCCCUCCAGUAAAACCUCCACAAAGGUCCUUUAGAAGCAGGCCAUACCCUGAUCCAAAACACAGAACCAGUCCUCCCUCUCCCAGUGCCGCCAGUGUCAAAGUCAAAUCCUAUCCGGUCUCUGAAGAUGAUGACGACGACGAUGAUGAUGAUGGAAGCGUCUCCUUAAAAGCACCAAGAGACAAGAAAACGAAGAAGAUGGAGCAGAAUAAGACGGCUGCCACACGAUACAGGCAGAAGAAGAGGGUGGAGCAGGACGCACUCCUUACAGAGCACUCCCUUCUGGAGAGGAAGAAUGUGGAGCUGAGUGAGAAGGCUGAAUCCAUGGCCAGGGAGAUCGAGUAUCUCAAAGAGCUGAUAGAGGAGGUCCGCUUGGCCCGUAUCAAGAAAGGCCUCGGCCCCGACCUGUGAGCACUCGAACCGAACCCAGAAAAUGGCAGAGCAGAGUUUGUGUGAUGGGAAGUGGCAGAUUUUUUACUUCUAAUGCAAAACAUGUAUCAGUAUAAGCAUGUGCGCUGUUAUUCACCAUGUCGUAUAUGCACAACCCAAUAACACUGUUUGUCAGAAAACUUAAAAUAAAUCUAUAACAUUGGUAUUAAAUGUAGAGUAGUUUAACAUUUGGAGUAGAUUUAUGGAAAAUGCAUAUUUUCCAUUUUAAUGUGUGCUUUUUCUUUGUAAUGUAUUUUAUUCCCCGUUUCUGGACCUCAGUCAUUUGCCAACAAGUCUUGUUACAAUUUUAAAACAUAUCUAUCUAUAUGUAAAGGAACCAUCUGUAUUAUCAUUCUCUUAAUAAAGACUUUUAAACCCA